This is a messenger RNA of Hypoxylon fragiforme, 1464 nucleotides long. RefSeq names its product NAD(P)-binding protein. Bases 205 to 1305 code for a protein of 366 amino acids. The record is from RefSeq and is a predicted model, not a curated record. NCBI's taxonomy places the organism in Eukaryota, Fungi, Ascomycota, Sordariomycetes, Xylariales, Hypoxylaceae. The transcript is spliced from 2 exons.
CCGUCAAGCUAAGCAAGCCCCUACCUACCUACCUACCUACCUACCUACCCUCCUUACCUACGCAAUACCUUGUUCCUUACCUAAACUCUUUUUCUUCUUAUCAAGAAUUUAUUUUAGCUUUGUUCUAUAUUCCCACGUCGCAUCGCUUCAUUACUUUUAUUAUACCCCCUAAAUUUGUUCGCGUUGCUGUUGUUGCUGUAACUAAUGAAUCGUGUUGUAGCAACACACAAUUCCCCGCGAACAUGGUUCAUAACUUCGUCAUUGACCCCUCUGAUUGUUCGAUUAAUAAGGCAGCUGCUUACCCACGGUGACUAUGUCGUGGCUUGCCUGCCACCCAACGAAAUCGAGCAUGAGGAUCGCAGCGCCGAGUUUCGUGAACUCGUUAACGAGUGUAAGAGCAACCGCAAAGAUCGGGAGGGGUGGAAGGACCGCAUUCGGAGCAUACGCUGUGAUGGUCGCGUUAUGGGUCAAUGCAGUGCUGCAGUGGCGGAGGCAAAGCAUGUCUUUGGUCGCAUAGAUAUUCUAUUGUGCUGCACAUCUGAAGCUAUCGUGGGAACUGUGGAGGAGCUUUCUACGACGCCGGCAACGCAAAACUUAGUGCGCGAUCAAUUUGAGACUAUCUUCUUUUCACAGGUGAACUUCAUCAAAGCUUCGCUUCCGACCUUUCGCGCACAACACACCGGACAUAUAAUGAUUCUCACGAGUCUAGGCGGGCACAUAGGCACACCUGCAAUGCCUAUAUAUACAGCGGCAACAUGGGCGCUUGAGGGGUACUGUGAUUCACUAGCUUACGAGGUUGCGCCCUUUAAUAUCAAAGUAACGGUAGUGCAGCCCCAUAAGGAGACUCAAUCCUUGACUAACAAAAUUGUCUUUGCGCCGUCACUACCGUACUACGACAGUGAGAAUAAUCCGGCACCGAGCGUUAGAGACAUGCUCACAAACGUGCUCAAUCUGAACCCGGAGACAGCCCUGGAGCCCUCGGAGACGGAGAUCAUCCAGAGAUACCCGAAGCUCCCUCCAUCCGCAAUAGAUCGGUUGGUGAGUGAGACAGUUCAUGCACUUACUGCUAUUGGCGGACAUGAAAACCCGCCGGCCCGGCACAUUGUUGGAUUUGAGGGGGCCGAGGCCGUAAAAGAGAAAUUAAAAACAGUGACAGAAGAAUUAGAAGACUUUGUGGAAGCAAGUGUAGCUGUGGACAUUUUUGAGUCGGAGCUGAAGAACGAGGCUACGCAAGGUAAAGUCAAGGCUGAAGGGAAAGCUGAAGGAAAAGCUGAAGGAGCUGAAGAUGUUACAGCAUCUGGAUAGUAUAAAUAUCCAAUUAUUUAAAUAGGAACGACCUGAUAUCGUAUAUGUACCUAACCAGGUAGCCAUUGUCGUUUGCCAUUGAGUGCAGUGUGUGUCACUGUGUGUUUGUAUUUAAACUUCGGUCUACUAGGUAGUAAACUUAACAUGUUGAGCGUUGAA